Molecule: messenger RNA, 1555 nt
Organism: Myzus persicae (green peach aphid)
Lineage: Eukaryota; Metazoa; Arthropoda; Insecta; Hemiptera; Aphididae
Exons: 5
Coding region: 625-1164 (179 amino acids)
Source: RefSeq, a predicted model, not a curated record
GUCCUCUUUGUACUUUCAAACGAACACGAGAAAAUAAUAUUUGUAAUAUUCAAGUAUAAUACAUUAAAAGUUGAAAGGAGAAAGACGCCCAUAACGAUCGGUGCUGUAGUGCGCCCGUUGUUUAGUCAUAGGCAGCCGUUUAAUAUAAAACUGUUAUCUACAAAAAUCGCGAAUCCACACAACCACGCACUUUACUACAAUAUUAUAAUACGCGACGUUAUUGUGAUUUCGUUUGUCCCGAUGAUAAUAAUUAAUAACAUAAUAUUCUAAAUUAUAAUUACUCGAAUAAUAUUAUUCGUGUACGACAAUUUUAAUAAGACGUAAUAACUCGCUAAACCUCGAAUGUCGAUUAAGUUUUUUUUUGUCGAUCAUUUGACAUCGUCGUCAUCGGGGUUAAUAUACACAGUGGACUUAGGUAAAAUAAUACUCGGGUAAAUAACUGUAUAAGGCCUAACUUAUACCUAUCUAUACGCAUUUAACUAUUUGAGACACAUAACGCUCUAUCAUUAUCCUACGCGUGUUGCAGCACUAUAAAUAUACAAUAUACAUAGUAAUAAUAUUAUUCAUUCAGACUGUUAUUAGAUUGCAAUCCGCUUAAUUGUUUUUUUUUCAACCCAAAACACCAUGGCGGCGGAGGACUCGAAAAAAUAUUGUUUCGGUUUCAUCGACCUACGCCGUGGUAUCAAAAUCAUAGCUCUACUGAACAUAAGUGUUUUGUUCUUAGCCGUCGUAUUGAAUAUAAUUUUUUUGGUAAUGGUACUAGGAGAAAAGUAUCGUAUACCUUCCUCAAGUAAUUCAACCGAAGAAAUCAAAAACUAUAGAAUAAACACUAUACAUGGUUUAUGUGCUUCGUCGUUUUUGGAAAUUAUACUUCUUUACUUCAACCUUGGUCUGAAGAAAUCAAUACACGAACAAAAUGUUCAAAAUAUCAAGCAUUGGUUAUUGUUGUAUACAAUGGUUUUAUUACAUAUUUUCAUUUACUACAUUAGUGCGGCAUUUGUAUCUGAUGAACCACUGUUCUUCUCGUGUAUUGGACUUAUCUCUAGUUUGAUCAUUUUGCUAAUGCUGUACGUUGUAAAACGUUUUUACCGCGAAGAACUUGAACACUUGGCCCCCAGCAAUACUACAGAAGACAAUAAUGUUACUCCAUCACAGACCGCAUGAAUAUGCAGAACGAUCAUAGACCGACAAUGGUACCGAAAACUGGAUUCCAGAUGCAGCUGGACGCUGUACAAUAUGCUCUGCUAGACAAGCACAAUAUCUAAUAUUAUUGGUUAUUAUUGCAAAUGUCACACAAUAUUUUUUAGGCAAAAAACCAAAUUUUAUUUUUCACAUUAACAAAGCGACUAUUUUAAUUAGUGGUUUUAAAUAAAUACGUUUUAUAAAAUACAGAUAGGUCUUUAAAACAGUUCACAUUUUCUUCAUUUUUACGCAAGUUCACAUAAGACUAUUAUAAUAAUACUUAUAAUAUGUAUGUAAAUUACAAUCAUAAUCACUAGGAUGAAAACAUUCACCAUACAAUGUAAUAUCGUAAUAUAUUAUAUUAAUAUCUACU